AAGAGGAAAAGAAAAAGAAAAAUAAUACCGCAGCCCCCUGGACGAGUCCAUCGUCUAGAUCCAGAAACAACACAUCGAUCGAUCUGACCUAGAUCUCGGCGGACCUAGAUCUCGGCGGUGCCAUCAUGCCGGAGCCUCCCCGUGCCCGCCCUUUCCUUGUGCUGGGCGCAGCCGUGUUCGAUUUCUCGACCCUCACUGACGAUGGAGGCGAACAUUGGGGCUCGCUGGAGUGCUCGACGAAGACGGCCUUCGGCUGCGGGGCGAUUGGCAAGCACGUCGUGCAGGGCCUCUCACUCAUGGUGCGCAUCGGUAAAGACGACGACCCCAACUGCUUCCCUUCCCUGGCGAUCGACGUCGCCGACGAGGUCUUGCGUCGCUUGGAGGCAGAGAUGUCCGACGAGGAUGCCGAGAUUUGGGGGAGGGAGCUCUGCCUCCGCUCCCACCUUCAAGUCGUGGAAGCGGGCAUUAUGAUCCUCGGUUUGAACUUCAUCAACACGGAUGAAACCAGCCCUUACCGAUCCUACUACCUCGUCUACGACUCCGCAACCACGUCGCUCUCACUGGUCCCCAUGCUUGAUGAUUGCCGGGUCGUUGGCACCGGGUACCCUCUCCCCGUGCGCCGCGGUGACGACAGCUACUCCAUCAUCCUCAUGGCGACCAAGCCGAAGCAGGGCAAGCUGCCCGUUGUCUGCAUGUGGUCGAUGAGGCCGCCGUCGGGGUCAUCGGAUGACGCCUGUCCGUGGAACAAGAGUAGGGAGCGUCAGCCCUUGAAAGGCGACGAUUGGAUGGUGGACACGGCCUUCUCGUGGCGCGGCAAGGCUAUCUGGGCUGAUUUCGCUCAAGGCCUGCUCUACUGCAAAUGCAGCAAUCUGUUCAGUGGCAUGGGGCGUGUGGAUUUCGAGUUUGUGCUGUUGCCUGAGGAACACAGGAUUGCACACGAAUACGCCCGCCACAUGGCGCCUAUGCAUGUGUACCGCUGCAUUGGCGCAUCUGGGAACUACAUAUGGUUCGUUGUCAUCAUACCAUCAGAACGUGACCCUCCUGCUGAUACCAUUGUGGAGGUGUGGACUCUGGACCUCCUGUCCGAGGAGGCAGGCCAGAAGAAUUGGAAGAAACACAAGGUCUUCUCAAUGGAAGACAUCUGGGAGCAGGAUGCAUUUUUCAAGGUGAGGUUGCCAAUGACCAAGCCCAGGUACCCCAUGGUGAAGCAGGAGGACGAUGGUGUCCUCUACAUGCUGCUUCCUACUGCCAGAGGCAGAAGUGGUUACCUGUUGGGCAUCGACAUGAACGAUGUUGUGACGCCCCUUAUGUCGAUCAGAUAUCUUGCCAUCCCGUAUAUGAGUCGCACUUAUUUCCUGCCUGCUCCGCCUUGCUUCACUACUUCAUGCGAUUAGUGAAUCAUUUGUGUCCAAAUGUCCGCUGCUGUGAGCAAUCUAUGAAUGUCACAAGCCUUUUCGCCUCCUCCUCUUUUGGCGAUCUACGAAUUCUAAAGACUCGUCGCUUUCUCCUCGAUGUGGUGAUCAACGAAUGCCUUUUGCUGCCUUCACUGUUUUGGCGACCUAUGAAGCAGAGCUGGACUACUAUUUGUUUAACUUUUAACUUAAGUAUGUCAGAAGACUCCUAUCUGUAUUGACAAUAGUCAGUAGUAUUACUAUUGCCGUUUUAAAACUCCAUUGACCUUUUGUGCGCAGUAAAUUUUAUUUACCUU
Brachypodium distachyon (stiff brome) is the source of this 1708-nucleotide messenger RNA. RefSeq lists its product as uncharacterized. The record is from RefSeq and is a predicted model, not a curated record. NCBI's taxonomy places the organism in Eukaryota, Viridiplantae, Streptophyta, Magnoliopsida, Poales, Poaceae. The transcript is spliced from 2 exons. Bases 126 to 1394 code for a protein of 422 amino acids.